UGUCAAUAAAAACAAUGCUAGCCUGAUUCGUUGCGAUCUCCUCGUCAAUCAAUGAGUUAGAUAGUCACUCGUAAUUAGAAUUUGUAACAGAAAUCCUAUAUAAAUUGAGGUAAGCGAUGUUGUGAUACUUUUUCAAACAUAGUGAUAUAUUUUUGACUUUUCAUUGUGAGCACAGACUUUAGUUACUUAUUGAACAUGGCGCUGCCUAACGACAUGUGCGGAAGAUAACGUGCAAUCUUUGUCGUGUUUGUCUCUAUAAAGUGAUUGAAUCUAACUCGUUGUAAUUGUUAAGACCUCUUGUAUACAUUAUUGAGAUCCAGGUAUAAUUCAGUUGUCACUCAAUAGUGAUAUUGCGUGAAAAAAUCGUGUUUUGCAAUGGUGAAAACCAGACGUAGUAACGGAGAGAAUGGGGACGUUGACGAUGGAAAUUACUCACCGAAUGAAGCUGGGAGUGUUUCUGAUGAAAAGGCCUCCAAUUGGUCUCAGAGGGAAUUGAGAAGUAGCCAGUUUCAAGUUAAAAGAAAGAUACAGCGCUGGCCAACAAGAUACAAUCGAAGCAGAUUAAGAUCUAUCAAGAUGCCUCGCAUCAUGUUCCCAGAAAGUGAUACAGAACCUGAAAAGUAUUCUAGAAGAUCUCGUCAAGUGAGGGUAUUUUUUGCGGAUGAAAAUGAUUCAACAAAUAGGAGCAUGAAAAUUCGUAGAAGCCGUGGACCAAGGAAAAAUUAUAUGGAAGAUAGUGAGGAUAAACCAAUACAGCAGAAUGUAAGGCGCAGUUGCCGCAAGCGUAAACUGCUGCAUCACAACUUCAAUGAGAGCUGGAUUACGAACGAGUUGAAAGUGAAAGGGUACCCAGAUCUGUACGGAUUCCCAGCCACAAGCUCUUCUGAUGAAUUCACUUCGGGCGAUGACGCUAGGGUUAAUAAUAAGAAGAUUCAACAAUCAAACAGAAACAGCCUUCCACAAAAUACAGAUGAAGAUACGCAAUUGUCUAGACAGAGAAGAACUUCUGCUAGGUUUAAAAUGAUUAAGGAUGCGUCAGAAUCCGAUUCAGAAAAUGAUAAUAACCAGACAGUCAUCGAGAAGAAAGUAACAGAAUCGGCGCCAAAGACACAAGACGAGAAAAUGGAUACCAGCGAGCCGCAAGUCAAGGAUGAGCCUGAAGCUAAAGAUGACAAGGAUAAGGAGAAGGCGAAAAAUGAGGAUAGUGAAAGCAAUCAGAAGCCCGCUCGAGGCGGCGGGCGAGGCAGGGGCAGAAGACAACAGAAAAAGGAAGAUAGCCAACAAGAGUCAGCGUCCGAGUCAUCAUCGUCGGAGUGCAGCGAGAUCACGCUGCGGCCGCGCCGCUCGAACCGCACGCGCGCCGCCAAGCCGGCCUUCGUGCAGAUCGCGCCGCGGCAGACGCGCGGACGAGGUAACACAUUUACAAUUAGGAAGAAACCAUAUAGUUUAAGAGAACGAAAACCAAAAUUGUCACGUAGGAAAACUAUUCGAUCUCAAUCGCCGUCGAGCAGUAGCAGUAGCAGUAGCACAAGUUCUGAUACUGAAGAGGAUCUCAACGUUUCCAUGAAGAAUAAGACGAAGGGGAGACAAAAGUCGAGAUCCACUGACGAUAAGAAGACUGACAGAGCACUGCGCGAUAUCCAACCAAUAGAUGUAGAUGGCAGUGUGCGGUUUUCAUCGGUGGGAGGGCUAGAAGAGCAUAUAAAAUGUCUCCGCGAAAUGGUCCUCUUUCCACUCAUGUAUCCGGACCUCUUUCAAAAGUUCAAAACUCGUCCAGCCAAGGGGGUUUUGUUCCACGGCCCACCGGGUACCGGAAAGACUUUGUUAGCUAGAGCUCUGGCCAACGAGUGCAGUCUGGUUGGUGGCAGGAAAGUGGCGUUCUUCAUGAGGAAGGGAGCGGAUUGCUUGAAGAAGUGGGUCGGGGAGAGUGAGAGGCAUUUGAAACUACUUUUCCAACAGGCGAACAAAAUGAAACCGUCCAUAAUAUUCUUCGACGAGAUAGAUGCGCUUGCGCCGGUGCGCAGCGUGCGGCAGGAGCAGGUGCACACCAGCGUCGUCGGCACGCUCUUGGCCGAAAUGGAUGGCGUUUGUGAGAGAGGUGAAGUGGUGGUUAUAGGAGCUACAAAUCGACUCGACGCCGUAGACCCGGCACUGCGGAGGGCUGGCAGGUUCGAUCGAGAAUUGCACUUUCCACCACCAAACGCUGGGGGAAGACGGGACAUACUGGAUAUAUACACCAAGGACUGGACUCCACGGCCCAGUGAAGAUACGCUGAACUACAUCGCUGAUAUUACUGGCGGAUAUGGGGGAUCGGAUUUGAAGGCGUUAUGUUCGGAAGCCGUUCUUAAAGCACUGAGAAGAGUUUAUCCACAAGUCUAUGAGAGUGAGCACGCUCUUAUGAUUGAUCCGAGGAAUGUGGAAGUCACCCAAGCGGACUUGGAAUCAGCGAUGGACGGUCUGGUCGCGGCCGGAGCCCGCGCUGCGCCGGCGGCCGCGCAGCGCCUGCCGCCCUUCUGCCGCCCGCUGCUCGCCGCGCAGCUGCGCGCGGUUGCCGCCUCGCUGGUGUUCGGCGAGUGCCGGCGCGCGGAGCGCGGGUGCGUGCUGUACGUGCGCGUGUGCGAGGCGCUGCGCGGCGGGGGCGGCGCGGGCGGCGCGUGCGGCGCGCUGCUGCCGCAGCUGUGGCGCGCGCGCGCCGCCGGCCCGCGCACGCUGCUGCUCGCCGCCGCGCCGCGCGACCUGCCCGACGAGCUCCGCGAAUUAUUUCCCGACUACAAAGAUUGCAUCUAUCGAGUAAGAGAGCCGAACGUGACGGAGGUGAUCAACUUCCUGAAGCCGAUAUUAACGGAAGCGCCUCUCGAGCCCCCUAUCAUUGAGAAUAAUGAGCCGCCCCCUCCAUUACCCAGAGCACCGCCCCCUCCCCCACCAAGAGAGAGUGAAGAAGAGAUAGCGAGACGGAAGCGGAAGGAGGACUACAAAUUACGCGAAUUGAGGAUAUUCCUGCGGGAUAUUUGCAGGAAGCUAGCAUCUAAUAGGCGGUUCUAUAAGUUUACUAAGCCUGUGGAUUUGGAAGAGGUAACGGACUAUUUAGAAAUAAUCAAGCAGCCAAUGGAUCUCGAGACGAUGAUGACAAAAGUGGAUAUGCACAAAUACAACUGCGCCAAAGAGUUCCUGGACGACAUAGAUCUGAUAUGUGCCAACGCUUUGGAGUACAAUCCUGAUAGGACGUCGUCGGACAAGCAGAUACGCCACGAGGCGUGCUCCCUCCGCGACCACGCGCAUGCGCUCAUCGACGUGGAAAUGGACAGCGACUUCGAGCUGGAGUGCCAGCAGAUAGCGCGCCGCCGCGAGGAGGAGGGCGCCGCGGACAACGACCUGCCCGACUUUAUAUACACCGCCUCGAACUUGCCGGAAGGCUUCGAUUCGUCGCAAAACGACAGCAAGUCGAUGCGAACACCGCACAACGGAGAAAAGAGUGACCACAGCGCCAAGAGGAAGCGGCGGCGGAUGAAUGCCUGGUCCAAGGGCCUGGUGGUCAAGCGGCCUAGAACUUCGCAGAGGAGCCUGAAGGAGAGCGGCGCGGCGAUCACGGACGAGGAGUGCAAGGAGAACAAGCCGAUCACGUCGACGCCGCUGCCGCUGCCGCUGCCGCUGGCCAACGGCGACGCGUCGUCCGACGACGACGUGCCGCUGCGCCGCCCCGCCGACGACCAGCUGCACCUCGCGCACACCAACCACCUGCCCAGCCCUGCCAAAUCAACGGAACGGAUAACUAAAACCUCGCCAAAGAAAAGAAACUCCGGCCACGAAGCGUCUGUGGAAGCAGAGAAAGUGCUAAUAAACAAGACUGAAUUAGAUAACAUUCUAUAUAAGAAUGCGAAGUCCCUCCGCGCCAUCGGGCUGGAGGCGCUCAUAGAUCUGUACUCGCAGCUGAACGACGCGGUGCAAGCCUAUAGCGACAAGUGGGACAGAACCAAGCUGCCGCAGGAUCUGCACAGCAUCGUCUCUAGGUAUAUACAGCUGGCGAAGAAGUGAAAAAAAAACAAAAAACAAAUUUUUUUUUCUUGGUGGUAUUUCGUUGUAAUGUGUGUGUAUAUGAAAAUGGCUAAUGAAUUGAAACAGUCAUUGGGCGUGUAAUUUGAUAAUUGUUUUUUUAAUAUAAAUAUCCCCAACUUGAAGGAAAAUAUAACGAAACAGUUUUUUGGUACAAGAUAUUACAUGCUUUUUUCACAAUAUACAGUUCAAAAUGUCCCAAUGACGUCAGAUGUGGAUGAUGAUUAUAGGAAGAAAUUAAUAGCUCUGUCACUUUCUCACAUAUAUGUUAGUGAGAAAGAGAACGCUGAAUGUUAAAUUGCGAUUUUCAUACAUGAAGUCCUCAAUGUAUUAAAAUACACAUUAAAUUAGUUAUGUGAAUUGUUUUUUAUAAUAUGAAAAAUGUUGAUAAGUUAUUGUGAUGAUGGAUAUAGAUGGAAUGUUGUGAAAAAUCACUGUUAGUGAAAUAACAGUGAUUUCACAGUUAUGGUCUGCUAUUUGAAUGUCGUUAUAAAUUAAAAUACGUUGAAUAUAGAAUAUAUGGAUAGUACAAAGUAUGGAUAGCUCUGAAAUAACAACAAUGGUGAAAUUUAUAGGUUAUAAGGUUAAUUUUAAUUUUCUGUUGUUUUCGUUCAAAAAUGUCAAAUCGAAACGUGAAACUUGAUGAAAAUAUAGAACAGUUUAAGAAUUUAAAUGAAUACUGGUGAUAUAUAGAGUAUAGGUUCAGAAAUUAAAAAAAAAAACGUAUUCGCAAAUAAGAUAGAAUAUCAAAUAUCUUUAAAACAUUAUCGUAUAAAAACGAAGAAAAAAGUUUUUUUUUCAAAAUGAAUAAUCAAAUAUUCACUUUCAAAUUACCAGCAUUCAUUUAGGUAAUUUAGCAGCUUAAAUGGUUGUUAUGACACUAAAAUUUUAACUUCACAAAUCCACCACAAGUUAAUAUAUACAGGAAUACAUAAUCAUGCAGACUGCAUUAUUAAAAAUUUACAGCAUUACAGAUUCUUGUACGAUAUAAAUAAUUAACUGAAGAGACAAACUAACUGUGGAAAUAUUGUCUAUCUCUUUUCUAAGGACAAAAAAUGUAUUGCUAUUACAAGAAAAAACAAAAGACUAGAAAGAGAUAGCUAGUAAGUGCACAGUAUUGUUCCCUUAUCACAUUAAUAGCCGACAUUAAGUUGUAGCAAUUGCUACGUCCGUACCUAUAAAAUAAAUAUCUAAUAAAAAUACAAUGUCAAAUAAUAUGUUUCAAAGUACUAUAUAAGUGCGAGCGAGACAGCAUGCUAUGUGGGAGAGAGAUAGCCGGCCCUUGUUGAAGUGGAUUAAAAAAAAUGUUUUUGUGUUUCCCGCCUUCUGUCAGAAUGUCAUUCAAUACAAUAGUUUAGCAAUAUAUAUUCCUGUUGGUUGUUAUGUAGAUGAGAACGAGUCCAAAGCCGUCCAAAGCAUUCAAAAUGUGUUAUUGAUAAUAAUAAAAAUAUUAAUAAAACUUCGACGCUGUGACAGAAGGCCAUUACAUUUUUUUUACUAUUGUCUCAUUAGUAUGAUAGUUAAUAUUAAUUUCAAAUUUUCAUUCGUACAUUAACUCUCUGUAUAUGAAACUUAAUAUUAUCGCUUUAUUUAUUUUUAUCUUAAUCUUAAGCUCUAUAUGACAUCACUUAAUUUGAACUAAUGUAUGUAGGUUAUUACAUGUAAUUAUAAUUUCGCACUGCUAUCUUAGUAUUUUAGAGGUGAACCUCAAUGAAAACAUAAGUUUUAGUCUAUAUAUUUACCCUAUUAAUUGCAUUGCGUUCUGUAUAGACUUGAAUAUAUAGAAUUCAGAUAUAUAUUAAGUAGAUAUAAUAUGUUUUUUAUAUCUAAAUAUAAAACAGUGCGUACACAACGUGGCUUUUUAUCGAUUUUGCUGUUUUUCUCAAAUAAUUUAGAUCAAAAUUAACGAGUCUUAGGAAAAACGAUUGCGCAAUAAGAGCUCUAGCAGUAUGAAAAGUCGUGCUCUGUGUAUUUUUUAUAUUAUGAUACUGGUGACUUUUAUUAAAUAACAUUCAUUUGAAUUUAGAAUAUCGAUUGAAUUUAGAAUUAUUAUUAUGUUUUUUUCUAAAGUGAACAGCAUGUAUGUAUUUAAAAUUUUCAAUAACUUAAUAUGGUCUUCUUUAUUUAAAUAUAUUUAAAUAAUAAAUAACCGCACAAUAUGUAAACAAUACAAACUAAAAAUGUUUCCCAGAGUAGUCCAAGGUAAAAUGAGUUUUUAGUCGUAAGUUCUAUACAACAAAAAUAAUCAUAAUUUGCACCACUAAAGUAUCAUUCUAUGUAAUUUAGUAUAAUGUCAAAUUCGUCACUGCCUCGGAGACCUCAGGCUUUGGCCAAUACUUUAAUAAUAAUAAAAGAGAAGGCGUGUUUGUCGGUUUGUUGUUAACAUAAAAAGUAGCACUAUUUUGUCGUGGUUUUUGGUUAGGGAUAGCUUACACUGGAGUGACGGUUAUCUAUUAAUAAAUGGUUGGAGGAUAUUAAUCUGUAUAUUAAGAUAUUCUGUCCUAGUGUUAACACUAACUUUAAAGCGGAUCUAGAACCUAGGUUAAACAGGAGAAUUAAAAUAUCUGCUUAUAGGCUGAUUCAAGAUUAAUCUGGUAGAUAGGUACCUAAUCAUUGUAACAGACCGUUUUCUUCUAUUAUAUACAAUGUCAAAACGCAUGAAAGCGUUCGAAAUUUGAAAUUAUUUAUCAACUAAAGGAUUUUAAAUCCUAGGUUCUAGUCCGUUUAUUGUUAGAUAAAACCAUAAAAUGUGAUGUAAGAUGUUUAAUGUGAGACAUGCGUAUACAUGUGUAUCUGUUGUGAGAAAAAUUUGUAAUUUUUAAUAGAACUAUGCGAGUUAUUCCGGUUAAAACUAACAUAAGAUAAAUGUAUUUUAAUAAUGAUGAAUAGGUAAGUUAACUUGAAACUUGCAUUAGCACGGCAUCAAUCGAAUCCCACACAAAUACUACAGACCAACUAAUAGGCGCGAGAUGCAACAGACCAAUUUUUAAAUGAAUAAUUCUUAACUAACCUGAGGCAUACACGUCGUACCACUGCCUUAAACAUUUUUACAUGACAACCAAAAUCACCUCAAAUAGUGGCGAAUGGGUCAGAAU
Messenger RNA from Zerene cesonia (dogface butterfly), 7145 nucleotides. Its product is annotated as ATPase family AAA domain-containing protein 2-like. NCBI's taxonomy places the organism in Eukaryota, Metazoa, Arthropoda, Insecta, Lepidoptera, Pieridae. Gene Ontology annotation, cellular component: nucleus. The record is from RefSeq and is a predicted model, not a curated record. Gene Ontology annotation, biological process: positive regulation of transcription by RNA polymerase II. Gene Ontology annotation, molecular function: ATP hydrolysis activity; histone binding; chromatin binding. The transcript has 26 exons. The coding region runs from base 376 to 4032 and encodes 1218 amino acids.